Messenger RNA from Microthlaspi erraticum, 366 nucleotides. Lineage: Eukaryota; Viridiplantae; Streptophyta; Magnoliopsida; Brassicales; Brassicaceae. The record is from the annotation of a GenBank genome assembly.
AUGGGAGUGGAGGAAGGAAUCUAUCAAACCUACAUCCCGUCCCCUCACCGGUUUCACCGCCGAGCAUGUUUACAGCUGUGGCACAGUCGGCUCCCCGUUUAUGUCGGCGGAAUUUCAAAGCUCUUGAAGUUCAUCGUCAUGGACAAACCGGCCAUCUAUAACGCAAUACUCGGCACCCCCUGGCUCCACGAAAUGAAGCCGUCGUCUCGACUUUCCACCAGUCCGGGAAUUUUCACCUUGCGUGGAGAUCAAAGAGUGACGCGAUCAUGCUUCCUUCGCGAGCGCAAGCUCCGCACCGCAUCAUCCUUUAUGAUAGCCGAACCCUCAAACCAACAACCUCGCGAAGAAUCGAGCCGUAUUGUAUGA